Phyllostomus discolor (pale spear-nosed bat) is the source of this 6780-nucleotide messenger RNA. RefSeq names its product hyaluronan synthase 3 (gene HAS3). Gene Ontology annotation, biological process: hyaluronan biosynthetic process; extracellular matrix assembly. Bases 2662 to 4395 code for a protein of 577 amino acids. Gene Ontology annotation, molecular function: hyaluronan synthase activity. Lineage: Eukaryota; Metazoa; Chordata; Mammalia; Chiroptera; Phyllostomidae. The transcript is spliced from 3 exons. The record is from RefSeq and is a predicted model, not a curated record.
UCCGCACCUGUCCUGGCACCGAGACGCUCGGAGCCCGCAUUGCUGUGGGUCAGCUGGGCAGAGGCCGCGCGUGUCCGCGGGCCUGGGCGCCCUUUCUUUUGCCGGCUCGGAGGGGCGGGUAGGAAACAGCCCCCGCCCCGCGCACAAGUUUCCAUCCCGCCGCGUGUGGGCCCCGCAGCAGGGCACACCUGUCAGCUGGAGAAGCUGCAGAUCGGGCAGCCCUGCAAAGUUUCGGGGGUAGAUUGGCGGUGUGCGUCCUUGGUUGGAGGUUUUCUCCUUCCGUUUGCCUAGUGGGUGAUGUGUGGGGUGUCGGUCUUAGGGAUCGUCCCUAAUCCGGUGCCGUUGGAGCCGGGUGCGCAUUAGCCUGCCCCGGCCGAGCUCUCAUGAAUCCCUCCUGAGCGAAGGGGGAAAGUGUGCGGGCCGAGAGGCGGUUCAGCCUCUCCUCCGCCGGCUUGGGGUAGCACGGUGCCCGGUCUGGGCAGGGGCACCGUGGCCAGAGCCCACACCAGCGCCUGGCUGUUCGCGAGGUCAUCGGCUAUAGAAUCUACUUGGCCUUCAGAGGGGUCGGGGGUGCAGGGUAGUGCCUCCAAUUCCUGCUCCGGGUGUCGGGGUCCCACCCGGGGGAAGGUGGGGACCGGCGACACCAGGGAUGUCGCCUUUGUCUGCAGGCAGACUUUGUCAAGGUAGCUCGGCCCCGGGGGGAUGAGUGGGGCCUGGUCGGAUUGAUUCAUUGGGUUUUUCUGUUCUCUCCCGUGGGUCGUGAGAAACCGGCACGUGGGUGUGGCCCGCGCCUCCUUCACCAGAAGGGGAGACCCGAAAGCAGGGGGCGGGGUGGGGGGGGGGCGGGUGAGAAGCAUGGCGAGUGCCUUCCCGGCUACAUUAACCUGGUGGGCACUGCCUCCGGCACUGCCCCGAGGCCGCUGCCAGCGCCCAGCAGGUUGCUGGGCUGGCCUCGGACCCUCUGCCGUUUCCCAGAUUGCAGGUGGACCGCAGAGCGCGCAGCGCCUCCUCGGCAUGUGAGCUCUGGAUAGGGACACGAGGGGGCGGCACGCGCCUGGGCCCUGGGUACCGGGUCUGGGUCUGGUGGGGGGGGGGGGGGGCCUGGGCCGCAGGCGCGGGCCAGGAGGGGUGGGGUGGGAACCAGGGAGGGCUGGGAGCCCUGCAGAGGAAGCCUCCCGGGGAUGGAGGGGCAGAGCUGCCGCCCGGAGGCCGCGCUUCCCGGAGAGGCGAGGCUGCCAACAGCACUUUCCGGACUGAAGCUGCUGGAAUGGGGCUGGUGCCUGACUCUCAUUCGAUACAGCAGUGACUGCGUGUUCCCCUGGCAAGAAGGUGUGCUUGUGCCGGGGCGGGCCUCGGGGGACGGUUUCAGCGACACCCAGAGUUGGAGCAAGCUUGGGAGUGAGACCUCAUUGUCUGUAGAAAGUGGUGGGGCUGGUAACGGGAUUCUCCAGAUCAGGCACCCCCCACCCCCCGCCGUCAGCCUUCCCACUUGGGUAGUCUUUCAUGACUGGAAGCGCUUCCAUUUUUAGAGAGAUGAUUUAUUAAUUCCUGAGAUCUAUGAAGCAAGAAACCAUUAGAACCCCGGUUAGGGGGAGAUACCAAGUCCAGAGAACUUGGGCAAGGUCAGGCAGCCAGGAGGUGGUGGUAGAGCCCUGUCUUAAGCGCAAGUCUUCUAGUGCCUGUCUAGUCUUAGGCUCUUUUCGAUAAAACACAGCGGUUUCCAACAGUACAGGUGCUAGGAGCCCUGACUGUUGCAAAGGUAAUCUGGCAGCAUUUGCAGGAGUGGCCGGGCCGGGGGACCAGCAGAGAGAUUCCAUGCGGGCACUAGGACCAGGCUGAUGGGGCCUCCCAGGCAGCUGCAGUGUGGCUGCAGUUCCCUUUGGUGCCCUGAGCGCUGGGCUCUGGCAGGAGAGCUGUCCACACCCCGGCCCUCAUUUCCCUUUCCUUCCCUGGUCCUCCUUUCCCAGUUGCUUUCCCUUUCUUUCCUGAUUCUCAAGUAAAUGAGAAAAAGGUGAAAAAGCAGAGAAGACAGGGAAACUUUCUCUUAUUGAUUUUGCUGUUUCGAGAAGAGGAAGCUGUUUCCUUCUUUUUUCCCCUGGCACCUCUUUUAUGUUUCCCAUCGUCUCUCCUCUCUUCCUCCCACACUUUCUUCAUGGGCUGUGCUUCACUAGCACCGGUCCCCUCCCCAAGUGCGGUCCCCUGGUGGGUAUGGCAGGGUAGCAGCUCUUGGACCACGGGCUGCCUCCUCGUCCAUCUUCCUUCUCCCUGGCCCCUCCUGUGCUCAGGAGUGCCUCAGGCUCCCCCCUACUGAUGCCUGACUUUAAGAGUUUUUGGUCAGGCAGAUCAUAGUUCUGCCAUCCACCCGUUCAGUAUCCUGUAGCUCUCUCCAGCUUUGGCUUGCCUGACAAUAAUAAGUGCUACUUUAAGUGCUUUAUGGAACCAUUUCACCCUCAAAGAGGCUACAAGGUUAGUGCUACAAUCCACAGAUUACAGGUGAAUUCACUAAGGGAUAGAACAUAGUCACACAGAUAGGAAGUGUCAGGGCUGGGAUUUGAACCCUAGUAGUCUGGCUUCCAAGUCUAAAGUCUUAGUCAUGCUCAGCAAUGAAAAUGGUUUUUGUUAGUGGGUCAUUUCGUCAGUUUUGGGCCACGCCCAGAGAAUAUGCUUCCACUCCCAGUGACUGGAGAUGCUGCCUCCUGCCUGACCCCCGCAUUUCCCGCCUUCUCCCACCAGAUGCCGGUGCAGCUGACGACAGCCCUGCGUGUGGUGGGCACCAGCCUGUUUGCCCUGAUAGUGCUGGGUGGCAUCCUGGCAGCUUACGUGACAGGCUACCAGUUCAUUCACACAGAAAAGCACUAUCUGUCCUUCGGCCUGUACGGCGCCAUCCUGGGCCUGCACCUGCUCAUCCAGAGCCUGUUUGCCUUCCUGGAGCACCGGCACAUGAGGCGGGCGGGCCGGACGCUGAAGAUGCCCUCCCCACCACAGCGCGCAGUGGCACUCUGCAUCGCCGCGUACCAGGAGGACCCUGACUACUUGCGCAAGUGUCUGCGCUCAGUCCAGCGCAUUGCCUUCCCCAACCUCAAGGUAGUCAUGGUGGUGGACGGCAAUCGCCAGGAGGAUGCCUACAUGCUGGACAUCUUCCAUGAGGUGCUAGGCGGCACUGAGCAAGCCGGCUUCUUUGUGUGGCGCAGCAACUUCCACGAGGCGGGAGAGGGAGAGACGGAGGCCAGCCUGCAGGAGGGCAUGGACCGUGUUCGGGAUGUCGUGCGGGCCAGCACCUUCUCAUGCAUCAUGCAGAAGUGGGGAGGCAAGCGAGAGGUCAUGUACACGGCCUUCAAGGCCCUUGGCAAUUCGGUGGACUACAUUCAGGUGUGUGACUCUGACACCGUACUGGAUCCAGCCUGCACCAUUGAGAUGCUUCGUGUCCUAGAGGAGGACCCCCAAGUAGGGGGAGUCGGGGGAGAUGUCCAAAUCCUCAACAAGUACGAUUCAUGGAUCUCCUUCCUGAGCAGCGUGCGGUACUGGAUGGCCUUCAACGUGGAGCGGGCCUGCCAGUCCUACUUUGGCUGUGUGCAGUGUAUCAGUGGGCCAUUGGGCAUGUACCGCAACAGCCUCCUCCAGCAGUUCCUGGAAGAUUGGUACCAUCAGAAGUUCCUAGGCAGCAAGUGCAGCUUUGGGGAUGACCGGCACCUUACCAACCGCGUCCUGAGCCUUGGCUACAGGACUAAAUAUACAGCGCGCUCCAAGUGCCUCACGGAAACCCCCACAAAGUACCUCCGGUGGCUCAACCAGCAGACUCGCUGGAGCAAGUCUUACUUCCGGGAGUGGCUCUACAACUCUCUGUGGUUCCACAAGCACCACCUCUGGAUGACCUACGAAUCCGUGGUCACGGGUUUCUUCCCCUUCUUCCUCAUUGCCACGGUCAUACAGCUUUUCUACCGUGGCCGCAUCUGGAACAUUCUCCUCUUCCUGCUGACAGUGCAGCUGGUGGGCAUCAUCAAGGCUACCUAUGCCUGCUUCCUCCGGGGCAACGCAGAGAUGAUCUUCAUGUCCCUCUACUCCCUUCUCUAUAUGUCCAGUCUCCUGCCAGCCAAGAUCUUUGCCAUUGCUACCAUCAAUAAGUCUGGCUGGGGCACCUCCGGCCGAAAAACCAUUGUGGUGAACUUCAUUGGCCUCAUCCCCGUGUCCAUCUGGGUGGCGGUCCUUCUGGGAGGACUGGCAUAUACAGCUUACUGCCAGGAUCUGUUCAGUGAGACGGAGCUGGCCUUCCUCGUCUCUGGGGCCAUCCUGUACGGCUGCUACUGGGUGGCCCUCCUCAUGUUGUAUCUGGCCAUCAUCGCUCGGCGAUGUGGGAAGAAGCCAGAGCAGUAUAGCUUAGCUUUUGCUGAGGUGUGACAUAACCCUCAAGCAGAGCGGGAAAAAGUGCAAUGGGUAAGGGAGGGAAUGGGAAUGGAAGAGAAAAGAUGGGGUGGGAGGGAGGAGGGAAUGCUGUUUUAGUUUCUUAAUGGUCCAAAGGACAAAUCUGAAGUGCAAAGAAAGGUGAUUUGUAGUAUGGCCGGGGGCAGUUCUGCUUAGAGAAAGCAACGCUGAUCCCAGCUCAGGCGGGUGGAGAAGACUGACUUGUUUCCAGGCUGCCUGUCUGCUCCACGGUGGUCUCCGGGGAAGAUUCUACUCCCUGCCCCAGGGGUCAGAGGGAACUCAGAAGUGUGCUAACUCAAAAGAAGUUCCACUCUGGCAACUUCGGGUAGGUAAAUGAGCAACACCAGCUUGUGGGGAGGGGUUCUCUUAGCCCAUCUGAACACAACCAGAGGUGGUGGGAGAAUUUCUGAGGUCUGGGCCAGCUAGUAAAUAGCUCCCCCCUCAAUCUAGUUAUCAAUGCAAUAAGAUUGUGCCUGAGAUAUGAGUCCCAGAAGCCGGAUCUCUGGGCAUCAGAAAACAGGGUACAGGAAUGGUGCUUUAUUAUGCGAUAUACCCCAUUCCACAUCUCCACAUCCCAAGGAUGAGCCAAACUGACAGGGAUUUAGCACUGAACUGCUUUCAGGUGCACAUAGACACGAAUGUUAAAAAGGCAAGUUUGCCAGGAGGAACGAAGAUUGGCAGGGGCGCUGAAGUCCAUGGGCCAUAUGGAGGCCUGUAUGUAUUCCCCCUGGACACUGCCCAGGCAUCUAGAUUAGCUUGUCUGUGAAGUCUACUGGGGAGAUAAAAUGUUCUGGUCAUCUACUGGGAAGACUGAACCCCAACGUACUAAAAAAGUGAAGGCUCAGUAUUUCAACCUGUCUGCUCCUGAAUUCCUCUCAAAUUCAGCCGAGUCCCAAAACAGCCUCCUAGCUUUGCUUUCAAUGAGAUGUCAUCACCUCUUCACCCUCCUCCUCACUGAGUUUUUCAAGAUGGCAAGUGAGGCAGAGCCUGGAUUCCCACAGGCCCCUCCGUAACAGGCAAGUCUGCUCUCGGCACAUGGAGGAAAACCCACAAGGAGCCUCUGACUAAACCGGCUACCACCUUGGAACUGCUUGGGACAGAUUCCUUGCCAGCUGGGUAGCAUGCGUGACUUUCAGGUUACAAAUCUUGACAAUCGUCUCUAAUGGAAAGCUUUUCAGUAUUCCCUAAGUGAACCCUCAAGUCCAAGCUGGUCAUCUUUGAGACUGUCCAUUCUCCUCAGUGGCUUCUCCACGGAAUUCUUACAGCCGAGCAGUGGAUAGUCCCUAUUGCAAUUGCUUCUUUCCAGAAACCAAACUAGGAGAUGGAAUUGAUUCCUAAGGUUCUUGCUUUCUCAGGCCACUCAAGGCUGUUUUACUUCUCCCUGCUUUUGUAGGGGAAUAAGGGAAAGCCUUUUUCUAGGGACUGGCAAUCCACAGACUAUUCUCAGCUCCUGGGUUUGAAACCUGGGAUCUUGACCAAGCCUCUGAAUGAGGGGUUGCUUGCUUGUGUGUGCUCUCUCCAAACGGUCCACUCUCACAGGGUCCAGCUAACCCUCACAGAACCAGCAGUAAGGGAGAGAGGAGUUGAGGGGGCAAGCCUCUAUAGUGUGCCCAGGUGCUUCCUACAAAGGAACAGUGUGCUGAGCCACAGGCUGGCAAACCCUGGUGCUUUCCUUCAUCUCCCAUGAACUCAAAGGUUUCCCAAGUGCGGCGAACAUGGCUGCAUCGCACAGACCUCAAGUUUCUGAUAAGACCGCUGGUUGCUGUUGGACCCGAUCCACGAAGACUAGAAGAGGCAGCAGGCAUUUGGUAAAGGCAGUUGUUCCAAGCUCUUCCGUGUUUUUUGCUGGCCAAGUAGGAAACUAUUUUGAGCACUACAAUGGAGGAAAUCCGGUCAGCCAACUGCAGAGCUCAGACUUGACUAAGGGCUUGUUUUUCUUCAAGCUUUACUUGAAGGUUAAUGUAGGAUGGACGGACUCCCAGAUGGAAAACUCCUGGCUGUCCUGCCAUCAGCUCUGCCUUGCACUGUGGUUAUCAACUUCCCUCACAUCACAAGUAGGCGAGUACAAGUAGUGGGCUCACAACGUUUGACCUCGACUGGUUUUUCUAAGUUAUUUUGUAUGUUUUUCAGCAGUGAAACCAAACUGGGUCUUCAGCUUUAUCCCCAUUUCUAGCAAGGGAAGAGCCUUUAUACAGUCAGACAUGUUUUGGUUUUUCCUCAUUGAGAAUUUUAAUUGUCUUUUUUUGUAUUAUUUCUACAAUAAUUUGUAAACAUAUUUAUUUUUACCUGCCUUUUUUUAACUUUUCAUGUCGUUUUUUAUACUGUACAUUUGUCAAAAUAAAGAUUCUCACAUAAUGCUAU